AUGAACGUAAAGCAUUCAAAUCGAGAUAAAAUCAUCACAGAAUGGUUCUUUCACGAAUGGAUCGGUGACAGCAGCCAUUUACCUGGACCUGAAGAUGUGUUGCUUUUUAUGAAGAUUGUCAUCGAUGUUGUCUCUAUGAACAGAGCAAUCGACGAUUCCGAACGAAACUAUCUCAUUGGCCGAGCUGCGAUACUUGGUACUGAUAUUCAUCGGAUUUCUCCUUUUUCAUUCACAUUUUAUGUUUUUUUUUCCACAGGAGUACCCGAAGAGAUGCUAGAAGAACUUCAGACAUAUCAAGGAGGCCUUGUGGAAGACGUUGCUAGCCUUGAUAUGCCUCAUAUACGGAAGACUCGCAUGGGUAUCAUUUACAACUUAUUUCGAAUAUUCGGUAUUGAACGUAAGAUUAGUCCCAAAGAACUUAAAUUGAUACAUAACUUUGGCAAUCAGUUGGAUGUUACGAAAGAUCAGAUAAAUCAGAUUAAAGAUUUGUUCGAAGAAGAAGAAAAAUUACGGCAAAGACGAGCACAGCUGCUUUUCCCAAAAGGAUUCGAUGAUGUUCUGGUCGAAUAUCAAAAAUACAAUAUCGGAAAAGGCAAAUUCGGUAUAUAA
This is a messenger RNA of Adineta ricciae, 609 nucleotides long. Lineage: Eukaryota; Metazoa; Rotifera; Eurotatoria; Adinetida; Adinetidae. The record is from the annotation of a GenBank genome assembly.